This is a messenger RNA of Peniophora sp. CBMAI 1063, 939 nucleotides long. The record is from the annotation of a GenBank genome assembly. NCBI's taxonomy places the organism in Eukaryota, Fungi, Basidiomycota, Agaricomycetes, Russulales, Peniophoraceae.
AUGCCGUCGCCGUUCUAUUCCUCUCUACCUCCGCCAAUACCGAUUGAUCGCAUGACGCCACUCGGGGCGCCCAACGCGAACCAGUAUCCUGCCCGAACGAGUCAGCCAUCUAGUCCCUCAUACUCUACAGGCUAUCUCGCUUCCCCAGGUGGUGCGCCCCGAUAUGCGUACGAGGCGCCAUUCUAUGCGCCAUCCCACACACUCGCGCCACCCUCUCCUUCGUACAACAACUUCACUUCAGCUCCAGCAUUGCCGUCUUCAUCGCGCCUGUCUACGCCGUCUGGAUAUGGAUCUGCAGCGCCUACGACUAUUCCUACCGUCCUGAGCUUUCCAACACCUCUCAUGAACACGAGCGCCCGAGAUGCUUCUUUCAGAGUCGAGACAGAUCGCAAAGGCCAUGCCACGCGUGUGGUGCGCGCUGAUGGCUACGAGGUGGCGCACUUUGACUGGGCGACCUCUCUACGCGGACUGAGAGUGCGGAUCAUGGGUGGUAAGGAGUUGAAGGGUCGAGAGUGGGCCCGAUUACACGAGAGCGACGGCACACGUACCAUUCGUCAUCACGGGGAGCUGUACUUCUGCAAACCGCAAUAUGGUGGCUACACGGUGUAUCAAGAAGGAUCUCCCCCCGCAGCAGCGUGGUACGACGAGCGCGGAGAUUACAUUCUCAAUGCCUACUCGGAAACGCUGAGAACGCCCGGCUUACUCGAUAUAUGUGUGGCGGCCAUGGUGCUCCUUCACAGUGGGCACUCGCUCGGUGAUCGCGGGCAAGCGCCACCCUCUCCGUCUCCAACAUCCCAGACGCAGACAUCAAAACUCGGAAAAGGGGAGGGUACGGAAGGUGAACAGAGUAUUGGUGCUGCCGUCAGAGAAUCCUUCUUUGAGAGUCUGGGGGAGAAUGUCGGGCAAGCCAUUGGUGCUGCGAUCGUAGCAGCCGUAUGA